UCUUGGUCUAGUGCAACACCUUCACACAGGUAGGCUGAAGGUACUGGCUGAGAAGAGCAGAUCAUUCGGCAGCAGGUUAUCAUCAUCUUCCACAUCAUUGUCACCAUGAAGAUGCUGACUGUGUGUGCGCUUAUUUGUGCCAUGAUGGCUCUGGCUACAGCUCAAUCACCUCCAAUAGUAAAGUCCCAAAAUGACCAAUCACAAAAGACAGACCUGGUCAAGAAGACUUGUGGUUGUCCCUGUGGUUGGACUCGGAUCUAUGGCCGCUGUUUCCGCUACAUUUCAAGACCAUUGCGUUGGGCUCAAGCUGAGAAAUACUGUCAGCGUCUGGGUGGAAACCUUGCGUCCAUACACAGCUAUUGGCAGUAUCGUAAUAUUCAGAGGAUGAUCAAGCGAGCCUGUCAUGUGUUAAGAGAGACAUGGAUUGGAGGCUCUGAUGCACAAGAGGAGAAAACUUGGCUGUGGAGUGAUGGUACCCGAUUCAGGUUUCAGAAAUGGUGUCGUGGAGAGCCCAAUAACCACUUGCGCUCACAACACUGCUUAACCAUGAAUCAUUCAGCUUGCAAGUGCUGGGAUGACAAUCACUGCUGGAGACGAAAACCAUUCGUCUGUGUCAGGAGACGCUGAUGAACGCGUGGAGCAGCACAAACACUAGUGGAGUGUAUGUGCAUAUUUUCAAAAGCAUUUGUCUUUGUGUUGAUCAGUCUAAUAUGACGUAAAGGCUCUAUAUCUCAUAUCAUUUCAUAUAAUUAUUUCAUUUCUAUCGCUGUAAUGCUACUUAAGGAACGAAGCGACAAGUGACGUAAACAGCAGCUGGAUUGUCUCUCAGGCCUUGUGCCUUUAAUGAGAGCAGAUUGAAUGUGUUUUGAAAAGAAUGCUUUUAGCACCUUAUUCUUGAUUCCAUUGAUCAUUUUGAUUAUCGAUUAAUCUAUUGUUUUUUCAAUUAAUCAGUCAUUUGGUUGAUUAAAUGCCAGAAAAUAGUGAAAAAUGUUUCCAGCUGCCAAAGAUCCAUCUCAAAUGUCUUGUUUCGUCCUGACCAACAAUAAACAACCCAAAGAUAUUUCACUGUUUAUUACUAUCAAAGAUGACCUAAAGAAAAAACAAAACAGAAAAUAUUGACAGAUAAGAAGCUAGAAAAAAAAGAUUCAAAAUGAUUAAUCGAUCAUCAUCAUGAAAAUAGUUAGCGAUUAAUUUACCUAAUCGACUAAUUCAACUCAUAAAAUUGACUUGCAGCUUUAGAGUGAACUGUUCUUUCUUGUCUCGUGCAAAAAUAAAAGCUUCAAGCAUUGAAACAA
This is a messenger RNA of Scomber scombrus (Atlantic mackerel), 1295 nucleotides long. Its product is annotated as galactose-specific lectin nattectin-like. The record is from RefSeq and is a predicted model, not a curated record. The coding region runs from base 106 to 627 and encodes 173 amino acids. Gene Ontology annotation, molecular function: signaling receptor activity. The transcript is spliced from 7 exons. NCBI's taxonomy places the organism in Eukaryota, Metazoa, Chordata, Actinopteri, Scombriformes, Scombridae.